AUGUCUGCGUAUGAGAAUGUUCUCUCUGGGAAGCUGAAGCUGAAAGGAAAGGCCCUAGAUGUCAAGGCUGGUGGACUGAAAAAGAAAAAGAAAAUAAGAAAGAACUACGAUCAAAUUUCUCAAGUCAGUGAACAUGCGCUUCGGCAGCUAGGUGGAAAUACAGGGACGUCCAUGGGUCUGGACAAGGAUGAUAUAAGUGACACCAACAAAUCCGUGGGUGAAGGGAAUGCUGCUGCUGCUUACUAUGAGCAUCUGACCCCAGCAGAGAGACGGUAUAUGGAACAGAAGGAGAGAAUUGAUGUUCAUAGGCUGGCCAGGAUAGCGAACAAAUCGCAUCGUGACCAUAUUCAGGAUUUCAACCAAUAUCUCGCUAACAUGAGUGAGCAUUACAACAUUCCUAAAGUUGAUCCCGGCUAAUUCCCCUGCAGCAUUACCAGUCCCGAAGGACAGACAGAAAAUUCACUUCACUUAGCAAUUGACAUCUUUAAGCUGUGUUAAAAAAUCCAUUGCUUGUCUCAAAAUCAAUUUACUUUCUUGUGUUAGGUUGGCUUAUUGGUCUAUCCAAAGAUGAUGAUGCCUUGGUUUUACCCAACUCUACUUUGAUGAUUCUUAUCUGGAUGUUAUUGACUUAUCAGUUCUGAUAGUUCCUCUGAUUAAAGAACAAAAGGAAACCAAUUUC
This is a messenger RNA of Rhododendron vialii, 679 nucleotides long. RefSeq lists its product as uncharacterized. The record is from RefSeq and is a predicted model, not a curated record. NCBI's taxonomy places the organism in Eukaryota, Viridiplantae, Streptophyta, Magnoliopsida, Ericales, Ericaceae. Gene Ontology annotation, cellular component: nucleolus.